This is a messenger RNA of Grosmannia clavigera kw1407, 1278 nucleotides long. Its product is annotated as c2h2 finger domain containing protein. The record is from RefSeq and is a predicted model, not a curated record. The transcript is spliced from 3 exons. Gene Ontology annotation, cellular component: PcG protein complex; transcription regulator complex. Bases 1 to 1278 code for a protein of 425 amino acids. Gene Ontology annotation, molecular function: RNA polymerase II cis-regulatory region sequence-specific DNA binding; DNA-binding transcription factor activity, RNA polymerase II-specific. Gene Ontology annotation, biological process: regulation of transcription by RNA polymerase II. Lineage: Eukaryota; Fungi; Ascomycota; Sordariomycetes; Ophiostomatales; Ophiostomataceae.
AUGCAUCAGUCUCUGCAGCCAUUACAACAGCAUGUGGUCGACCGGACAGGCUCACCGCACGGCUCCGAACACUCCCGAUUCUCUGCACCGCCGUCAUCUCUGAAUGGCUAUGAUGUCAGCAAGUCGUUUGGAUCGCCGUCGGCCAUGCAUUCGUCGCUGCAAAUACAAGACCCAAGCACGCCCAACGGCGGCAUGAUCCUCCCGAGCCUGCCAGCAAACCUGGCUCCGAGCAUGACCAUUCCUCCGGGCAUCCAGUACACCAAAAUUCCGAUGGCGAGCGGACAGCCGCCAAAGGCAUACCCCUGCUCGACCUGUGGCAAGGGCUUUGCCAGACGGAGCGACUUGGCCCGCCAUGAGCGGAUUCAUACUGGCGUUCGUCCACACGUGUGCGACUAUCCCGGUUGCGGAAAGCAGUUUAUCCAGCGAUCCGCACUGACCGUCCAUCGCCGCGUGCACACGGGAGAGAAGCCGCAUCAAUGCGAGCGUUGUGGCAAGCCCUUUAGUGACUCGAGCUCACUGGCACGGCACCGCCGCAUCCAUUCGGGCACGCGGCCGUAUAAGUGCCCCUAUGCCGACUGCCAGAAGACAUUCACGCGCCGGACGACAUUGACGCGGCACCAGAACCAUCACACGGGUACGAUCGAGGACGCUGCGCGCGCAACAGCGGCCGCGCUGGCUCGUGGCGCCUCCAACACGAUGAGCCGGCUGACCAGCCACGGGCCACGAUCGGAGAACGGUGACAACCAGGGCUCGAACCAGGGCUCACCGUUGUCGACGCCGUCGCCGGGUCAGCGGACCAUGUCCAUGUCACCGGCAAACGACCUGGUGUCGAUUGGCCAGAUGCAGCACCAGUUUCUGACCAACAGCUCUUUGCCUGUUCAUCUGCGCAACGAUCUGCACGUCGGCGGCAGCCCGACGUCUACGGCCUCGUCUGGCUACACCAACAUCCGGCCUACGUCCCAUCCGACCGGCUACGGGCCGCCGUCGACGCUGGAGCCGAGCAUCGAGCCGCAGCAGCAAGGUCCCGGCAGCGCUGGUGGCAGUCCACACAUGAGCAGCAUCGGCUGGCAGUCGCCCUCGCACAUGGCCUCGCCCUCACACAGCGGCAGCUAUGUCUAUCCCGACCCAGACUCGACGUACAAUGCGGCCUCGCUCGGACAGCUGUUCUACGGUACUUCGACCGGCUCCAGCCGCCGUCCUGGCAGUGCCGAGCCUGCAUCAGGCGCGUUUGAUGUCAAGCAGCCGCGUCAGAGCGAGCUUUGGGCUGCUGCCCAAUAA